AAGGUGUAUGUGGGCUUUCACUGUGUGUAGAGUGACUCAGCCGCCUGAAUCAGUGCAUGGCCACAUGAAUAAUAGUAGCAGAUACGCUAGUACCGUUCCGGUCGAGUUUUUGUGUGUGUGUGCAGUGAAUAUCUCUAAGGAGCGCUAUGUCAGGGAAUGUUGAGGACACCCUCAUCCCAUCCUCCCCCCUCCCGUCCCAGGAGAGCAUGGAGAGCAGCGGGAGCACCUUCCAGAUCCUGUCCAGAGAGAGCGUGGACCUGGACAGCAACGACUCGGCCACGGCGGCCAAUAACGCCUCUCCAGACCAGAUCAUGCUGACGCCCGUCGGGGAGUCUAGGGAUGGAGAUACGGGGGAGGGAGAUAUGCAGACGCCAUACCCAGCCACCCAAACCCCUAUUGCCAAACCACGCACUCUUCUCAUGAGAACCAUAGCUUCAGACUCAACAAUGACCCCUGCACCGAUGGGCCUACCCAGUAGCCCUCUACCUCGCGUGGCUUCCAGUGGCUCAAUGGAAAGACAACCGGGUGGGACUCCGCCUACUCCGAGACCACGCCCUCGCUCCGGCGAGCAGCAGGAGAUGCGACAGAGAGUCAACACCUUGGAGACGAAGGUCUCCGAGAGGAAGAGGCAGCUGGAGGAGGCACGCAAGAGGAUAGCAGAGUUGGAGUCGGCGAACACAGAGCUGGAGACGAGGCACAGAGAACCGAAGAAAGUAGACACUGAACCUCUCAGAAAAAACAGUCUGAAGCUUCAAGAGACGGUGAGGGCCCAGGAGACGGAACUAAUGAACAAGGAGACCAUGCUAAAGAGGAGUGAGUCGAGGAUCGCAGGUCUUGAAGAAGAAGUGAACAUUCUCAGACAGCCGUAUGAUCCCAAGAAAAGACUGGAAGUUAGACUCUCUGAGGCCAUUGGGAAGCGGGUAGAGCUGGAGAAGGAGAAUACCUUCUUGAGAGAGGUACAAUAUUGUACAGCGUUGUGUGCUGACUGAGAACUGCGGCUUGUGUGUGUGUGUUUAGAACAAGGAGGGGAGUGAGAGGGAGAGGGAGAUGAGGGAGAGGCUGGAGGAGGAGAAGAGGGAAAUAGAGAAGGAGAGGGAGGAGGAGAGGGAGAGAUUCAGUCUCCAGAUCCACCAGCUGCAGACAGAGAAGGCGAGACUAGCAGAGGAGAAGAGUCAGAUCGAGAGGGAAGAGCUCCAACAGGCCACCGAGGCAGGAGAGGAACUGGAGAGAGAGGUGGAGGGGCUGAGAGGGAGGGUGCGUGAGAUGGAGGCCCAACUGGAGGAGGAGAGGGAGAGAGCCAGGGUGGCAGAGGAGACCAGGGAGAGGACACAUGAUGAACUCCAGGAUCAGUUAAGGAGAGGGAGAGAGGAGACAGAUGCAGUCAGGCAACAGCUGUAUGCUACCCACCAAGAACAAUGUGGGUCACUACAGAGAGAAUGUGCGGAGGCAAGAGAGCGGUGCACCAAUCUGGAACGUCAACUGGCGACUGCAAACGCGGCCCGAGAGGCAGCAGAACAUGCUCUCAAGAACGAGCAGUCCUUGACCGGGAGACUGAAGGAAGAAGUGGCAAAAGGAGAGAAGACGUGCGAAGAGUACACGAUUGAGAUAAACUCUCUGCUUCGAGACCUGGAUGACCACACUGCCAGCAUCGGGACCCUCACUGAGGAGAGAGAUAGACUGAGGACCCAGGUUGAAGGGCUUCGUCGGAGCUUUGCAGAGAAGCAGGAGCAGUUGAAGGGGUUGGGGGAGGAGCUGGCGAGGAUCCAGGAGAGAGAGAAGCGGCUGCAGAGCCAGAGAGACGGGCUGCAGAGCAGAGAGGAGAUCAUGGACCUCCAGUUGAAGCAGUACCAGUUGGACUUUGAGGAGGAGAGGAAGGCCCGGGAGGAGAUGGUGAAUGUAAUGCGCCACCUCGAGGCCAGGGACAAGGACUCCAAAACCCAGAUUGCUGAUCUCCAGAAACAGAUCAACUCGCUCUCAACGGAGAAGAACUACCUGGCGUUCCAGGUCGAGCAGCUGCGUAGCCAGCUGCAACAGCCGCAACAGCAGCAGUAAUGGAUGUCGUUUUGUUUUGGUGACCCCCUCAACCCCACUCCCCCCUCUCCCAAUUAUUUCACCUCUAAAUUUUUUCAUACCACGAUAGUGUUUAGUGCAUUCUUUCGUCCAUGUUUAUAUACAAAGUUAAUUUCACUCAAUAUUUUCGUGGGAUCACUUAGUUAUUGUGUGUGCCAAUGUAAAUUUUUCAGCUGUAUCUUACAUGUUGAACAUCGAUCCUUAGCUGCGUUGGCUGCUGGGAUAGAGAUGUCCAGGUUUAUAAA
Messenger RNA from Geodia barretti, 2315 nucleotides. Lineage: Eukaryota; Metazoa; Porifera; Demospongiae; Tetractinellida; Geodiidae. The record is from the annotation of a GenBank genome assembly.